Molecule: messenger RNA, 4383 nt
Organism: Saccharomyces kudriavzevii IFO 1802
Lineage: Eukaryota; Fungi; Ascomycota; Saccharomycetes; Saccharomycetales; Saccharomycetaceae
Gene: MMS22
Product: Mms22p
Exons: 1
Coding region: 1-4383 (1460 amino acids)
Biological process (GO): replication fork processing; double-strand break repair via homologous recombination
Cellular component (GO): Cul8-RING ubiquitin ligase complex; nucleus
Source: RefSeq, a predicted model, not a curated record
AUGGAUGUUGAUGAACCCAAUUCCGCUGUGAUAUCAGAUUCUGAGGCCGCUGAUGAGGAAAUUAAAAUCAUAUACAGACCUGAAUUCAAUGAGGACUAUCUUUGGACGGAGGAAAGGAUCCAAGAAGCGAGCAGAUCACCUAAAUUUGAUCCUGGGUCAUUGGGCUUGAAUUCUAUUCCUGAAGAAUCUAGUUCCUUUUCUGUAGCAACCAGUGGGCAACUUACUACAGGUCUUCGAUGGUCCUUAAGAAAGAGAAAGGCCAUUCAAAAGAUGCCCUAUAGUUUAGAAAGAAUAAAGCAUAGGCAGCUGUUAGAAGGCUAUGAUAUUACUGGUUUUGAUAGCAUUUCAAACCAAUUAAUUUUACCAGAGAACACCUCUCCGGUGAUUAAGCCGAAAAAGGUACCGUCAACCAAUAGAAGCACAAAAAUCUUGAACGAUCAGAGAAAUGAUACUGCUGAUUCUAUUGAAUUCAACAAUGACUCAAAUGAAUCGCAUACUUCCGAUAGUGAUGAAGUAAUACCAAGGAAAAGGCGUCGUAAUUCUGAAUAUUCUGACCAGAGUAAAGCUGUUCAAUCGGAUGUUUUCCUAGACGAUAAUCAAGAUUUAUGUAAUAUGAAUUCACAGAAUCCACGUAACGACGAAGUGAUAUUUAGAGGAAGAGUAUUAAAUGUAAAAACCGGCUAUCGUGGGGUUUUACCGAGAGUUGCUUGGGAAAAGUCACUACAAAGGCAGAGGUCCUCGAAGAUCAAGAAAAGAAACGCUGAAUUAUCAAACCAUAAAGGAGUGGCCAAGCGAAGAAUGCAUAAAAGUGUCCGCGUUGAAGAUGAAGAACAGAACUUGCUAAAUGAUCUUAUUGCGCCCGAUGACGAACUGGAAGCCGAUCAGGAUACUUCUCACGAUUUAUACUUAAGAAACCCUUCGGUUGAUCGUCGAGCCAGCGAAAAAGAGCUAAAAGAGUUGCAGGAAUACUAUGAGAGUAAAUACAGCGAAGAUGAACGAUUAUCUGAAACAUCUGAAUUUGACUUCAAUGAGGAAUACCGUAAUGAACCCAUAUAUGAGUUAGAAUAUGACGGUCCGAACUGCCGCAUUCCUCGCGUAUCUUACGAGGAACAACCUAUUAUCUAUUUAAAUUCACAACACUCAGACAGUGGGAUUAGUGAACGGUACAACAUCUCCGGCGAAGAAAAUCAAAGUAUAAUGUCUCCAGAUUUUGCUGAAGAGUAUAAUCAUGGUAUAAUUGAUAAGAUGUUGGUGAAAGCCAAAAGAAAGAAAUCAUCUCCUAAUUUCAAUGGUUUGGAUACAAAAAGAAAAAGAGUUAAGAAGUAUAGCUACAACCGCAAAAAGCACAACAAGCGUCCAACCUCGAUAGCUAUUAAGGUUGGGAAAUGGUCGGUCCGUAAAUCGAACCCUGUGUGCUCUGAAAGUUCUCCUACAGCCUAUUUGAAAAAAAAUCAUGCCAUUGAUGAGUACCCUUUUGAAGCCUUAGGAUUUCAGUCCUUAGAAGUGGAUGAAAGCUCUUCUAACAAAGCGUCCGGGAAGGAAACGAAGAAGAAGAAGAAGAAGAAGAAGGAGGUACUCGCAUACCCAAGUUUAUCCACAGAGGUUGAACCAAGGCGAAAAGCAGUUUUCAACACAGUUGUCGAAGUUCCCACAAAUCGUUACGCUUUCGCAGGGUCAAACAAACGCAAUGUCAAUGCCAUGCAUAGCAUGGAAUCUGAGGAGGAAGAUAUCAACAAAGAAUACCAGCCAAUAAUGGCCGUUCUUGACUCAAUUUUAUCAAAAAAACCGUUUGAUCCACCUAAUAUCAUUAAGAUCGAAUUGCCUGGCAAGAAGUAUUCGCUAUCUAAACUCAACCCUGCAGAAAUAGCCGCAUCGCUACGGGAUGUGUUCAGGGUUAUUAUUGAUAAGGGAAUCACAGACACGGAAUUAGUUCACUUCAACGAAAGCCUUAUAGGAUUUUUGAUGCAUCUUGAUAUGCCUGAACUGUUCAAUUUAAUUGGUGAAUUCCAUCGUGAGUUCAGGUCAAAGGUUAACAGCUUAAGAAAAAAGGCUAAACCAAUUCAUUUUUUUCAGCUCGCAGCCUGUCAAUUGAUGUUUCUAGAAAUAUCAAGAUGUAACAAAAUCUCAACCGCUUCAAGAUUGGAAAUGGAUGCUAAACUUGUGGAUCACAUAGUCUCUUUUUUCAAACUACUUUCUAUAUGUUAUGACUCUGUCACGAGAAAUCCAAUGGAAUAUUUGUACACUAGUUACUAUAUUCUAUCUUCUAUCGUUGAUAUAAUACAUAAAAAGGAAGCUUUGUGGGACUCAUUCCAAAAGCACCCCUUCUCUCCCCAGAUUUCGAUGCUGCUGGUCAACAUAUUUCCUACAAAAUCUUGCUGCUGGCAGGUUUUGAAGUUGGAUCCCGAAUUCCAACCUUUAAAUUUGGCGUUUCGAUUCAUCAAGUAUUGCACUGAAACUUGCAAGUGGAAUGUUACCAAUUAUUUAAUUCUCUCCCUCGACCGCAUAUUCAAAAGGAGGAGAUUUUCUGAUUUUGAAGAAGAGUUCAUUUUGUCACAAAAUAAUAAGAUAAUCUAUCCUCCAACAAAGCAGCCUAUGCGUCAAUUAAUGUUUAAUAAAUAUUUGCAUUUGCUGACACUGUGUGAGUUGUCUAGUUCCAAUACCCAACGUGUGAUACCCAUGAGUGAUAUUUCUAUGAAUGAUUCUUUAUCAGUUUUGAACAACCGUCUCAAUCUUCUAAUUGUUCUAGCUACGCAUUUCGAUUUGAACUUAGAGAAGCGCCUUCAAGAGCUUACACGGCCAUUAUAUAGUAAAGACUAUUUAGACUUUCAUACCGCGGAUGCAGUCAAAAAGAUAACAACAGCAAUUAUGCAGGCAAGUCUCUCAUUUCUGGAAAUUAGUCGAACCAAGAACCAUCCCUUCAGUGGAAAAUUUAUAGCCUCGCUAUUUGGUAAUUUGAUACUUCAGCGGCCUUCUGCAUCGAGAAUAACAGAGAAUUUUCUGAGAGAAUUUGCACCAUUAGUCGAAAAAAUGAAGAGAAAAAGCGUGAAUAUGCUCAAGGUGUUAUACACUUCACUGGUGGCCAUGUCUCAAGACGAAGCGUUUGAGACUUCUUCUGUUUUGUUAUUGCAGGUAUACCUGAAGAGCUUGGAUAUACUUGGCCCAACUUGGGUGCAGAAUUAUCUUCUCCAAUUUAUCAAGAGCAAAGCCCAGGAAAACAUUCGCUGGAUAGAGUAUUAUUGUCAGGUCGGAAAAUUUCUCAUAGAUACUGGUGCAUUUAAUUGGUGGACUUUCUUUUCUUACAACAGUUUAGAUGCUCCACUAAAUUUUCAGCUAGCGUUUUACUCUCUGAUUGUCGAUUCUUGUGAUACAGAUUCCUUUGAAUUACUGAGAAAACCGCUCUAUUGCAUUGCAUCUGAUUUGCUACUGAUUUCUAAAGAAAACGCAUUUUAUCAAUUUCUUUCCAAUCUGUUGAAGAGAGGACAUAUUAUAGUGACUGAUCUGAAACCUGCUUCAAAUGAAAAUGAACUUUUGAGAUUAGCGUUUAUGUUUUCUAAAGCUUUGCAAAAAAACUUAUAUCACGAUUUAUUGUCUAGUCUCCUAACAUCGGCCAAGAAGCACAGUGACAAUGGGGUCCUCAGUAAGGAUUUUCUGAGGAAAUAUCUGGAGUUCCUGAACAAAAAUUGCCUAACUGAACUAAGAAACAAUCAACUUUUCAUCAGUAUAAGAAGGGAACUUGGUGUAUCAAACGAUGAAGACGAAAAAUGUAGGUUUUGGAAUUCUUUUAAUGAAUCAGGUGAUGUCCUGUCGAAAGCGGCCUUCGUUGAAACUGGCGUCGUCCAAGCCUGUUGUGCUUCAAAUGAAAUUGGUGGAUAUCUCGAGAAUUUAAGUACCUUAUUCAACUCCGGCAUGUUAGAAACCCCUUUUAAGUUCUUUUCGAACCUACUUAUUGCGCACAUAUUUGAAAACAGUCCUCUUUUCGACAUAAAAAUUAAGAACUUUCUGCUGUAUCAGUUCAUAACCCUCUUCAACAAAGUUUUGAGGAUAAGAUUUGAGCAGGUGUCUCCCGAUGAAUUCUGUGAACUUUGCAAGUUAUACAGGGCAUUAUGUAUCGAAUGUGCCACUGAUUGUACGUUCAGUAUGAACUGUGACUUGACUACUUCAAAAGAUGCUUUUUUAUCAUCUGUUCUGAGAAUCGCUGAUGGAUUUUGGGAGCAUAGUAGGCUCUUGGAGUUGAAAAUGCUCGACGAUAAUAUGAAUAUACCCAACCAGAUUUCUCAUACUAAUGUUCAAAAUUCACUAUCUGCAAUUGUUGUGGACAUAAUAAAAAAAAACAUAGGAAACAUUGAGGCAUCUGAACCUUUCAAAAACUUCAAAAAUACGUAA